AUUUUAUUUCUGAAAGAAAUAAGAAAGAAGCGAAAGUACCUAAUUCAUUGACUAUUUAUCGUCGUAUUUUCAUCAAGACGAUGGAAUUAAACGAAAUUCCUUUACCACCACCACAUGAAAUAAAUUUACUUAUAAGUGUUUCGUGGGGUAGAGAAAGUAAAAGCUUCAGAACUACUUGUAAAGAAAUAUCAGAACAAGUAAAGGUCGAACUUUCACUUACAAAUUAA
Funneliformis geosporum is the source of this 227-nucleotide messenger RNA. The record is from the annotation of a GenBank genome assembly. NCBI's taxonomy places the organism in Eukaryota, Fungi, Glomeromycota, Glomeromycetes, Glomerales, Glomeraceae.